AUGCUUCUGUAGUUUGAAUCUGAACUGCUGUAGAUCAUGUAAUGGUGGGGAAAAGUAAGCAUCUUUGUCUUCAUCUACUAACCCACUGACCAUGCUGUAUUAAGUUAGUUUGACUUUACAAGUGUCCCUGUUGAAACCUCCUCUUACUUUUACUACAUGGUCCACAGCUCCAUAUCACACAUGACUUCUUGUCUUGUUUUGAUCAUUAUUUGUCAAUUAUAGUGUCCAUGUGCAUCACUGCAUACAUCAUAGUAAAUUCAUCAGUAACAGAUUAAGAACUAUGUGCCUAGAUUUUGUUUGGCUUGGCUGAUCAUGGAUUAAGAUGGUAUAAAGUUUCUGUGAUUCUGGGGAAGCCCAGAAAAUAUUAAGUCCAUAAGCUACUAGGUUGUCAAAGGAUUCUCAACUUUAAUAUUUUUUUUAUGAAUCUACUGAGAAGCCUGCUGAAACUAAUCAAGCAAGCAUAGAAGCAUGUGUUUCCUAAAACUAAAAGGCUGAAUUUUCAGGUUUUAUCAGUUUUUCGCUCCAUCACGGUUGUGCAGAUUCAUCAGCCGGUCUAAUAGAUUCAUACUCUCCGGGCUUUAUUUGAUUUUUCUGCGGAUAAUUUGAAGUGACAAAAAAUGUGUGGAAGACAUACUUGUGCAUAGUAAAUUUUAGUAUUGCAUAAUAUUGCACUACACAAAAUUGUUAGAUGAAUAGAAAAAUUGGUCUUUUGUUCUUCCUGGUUUCAGAAUUCAUGGCUUCUCUUUUUAGUGUUUUACACAUCAAAUUUCACAAUACCAAUUAGUGCAAGCUGACACAUAUGGUGAAUCUGUGAAUCUGAACUUCACGUAAAAUACUUCUCUUUGGGUAACUAAGCUCUCUGCUGGACCUGCAUUGCAAAUAAUCUGUUUUGCACAGUCACGAACCGCAAUUUGCAAGUAUGGACUUCAAUUUAAAGAUCAAACAUUUGUUAAAAUCUGCUAAUUUAUGAUAACUAAUAAUGUCAACAAGUGAUGUUAAGCUUUUAGGCAGAUGUGCAAGCCCUUACGUUAACAGGGUCCAAAUCGCCCUCAACGUGAAGUCCAUCAAGUACGAGUACCUCGAGGAGAAUCUCAGUUCUAAGAGCUCACUCCUCCUGAAUGCCAAUCCUGUAAAGAAGAAGGUUCCGGUUCUUAUUCAUGGCAAUAGGUCUGUAUCUGAAUCACUUGUGAUAGUUCAGUACAUCGAUGAGGUGUGGACUAGUGGUCCGUGCAUUCUACCCUCUGAUUCCCUUGAUCGUGCAGAAGCUCGAUUUUGGGCAGCCUAUAUCGAUGACAAGUGGUUUCCACUAGCUACAGAGUUCAAACUGACACGACAGGAGGAAAAAAAGUUAGUGGUGAAACAGAAAAUCAUCGAAGGCUUGAUGCUUUUGGAGGAGGUAUUUGUAAAAUGCAGCAAAGGUAAAGCUUACUUUGGUGGGGAUAGUAUUGGAUACCUCGACAUUGUUCUUGGAAGCUUCUUGAGUUGGCUGACAGCUAUCGAGUUAACGUCUGAUGUGUGCUUUCUUGACAUGACAAAAACUCCGGUUCUGGUAGGAUGGUCUGACAGGUUUCGUUCCAACGAUGCUGUUAAAAAUAUCGUGCCAGGGACUGAGAAGGUGAUAGAGCUUCUAAAUGUUUAUCUCAAACUGUCAUCGACGUUAAAGGCCUAUGCCUAUGUAUUUAAUCAGACAAUAUAAUAAAAAUCCGAUGAUAUUCAAUUUCACUCGUGUUUUCUUGCA
Messenger RNA from Daucus carota subsp. sativus, 1738 nucleotides. RefSeq names its product glutathione S-transferase U17-like. Lineage: Eukaryota; Viridiplantae; Streptophyta; Magnoliopsida; Apiales; Apiaceae. The record is from RefSeq and is a predicted model, not a curated record. Gene Ontology annotation, molecular function: glutathione transferase activity. Bases 980 to 1696 code for a protein of 238 amino acids. Gene Ontology annotation, biological process: glutathione metabolic process. The transcript is spliced from 2 exons. Gene Ontology annotation, cellular component: cytoplasm.